AUGCCCACGACCCCGGAUUUAGAAAACGUUCUAGGCGAAUUUGUAACUGUCACUGGAAUUUCUUUGGAUGAUCCGGAAAAUGUGGAAAAGGCCCGUGCAUUGAUUUCUCGCCAUGGGCUGAACUUAAACAACGCAGUGCUAGACUACUUUGAAAAUGGCCUAAACCAUGUACCUAGCGAACCUAUUUCUGAAUCAGUUGCACUGACGGGAGCAGAAAGAUUUGAGAGCUCGGUGGUUCAUCGCAAUCUUCAGGAUGAGUUCGAUUUGACCUCGUUUUUACCUCAGCUUCCGAAAGCUCCUCGUAUAACGAACAACUGGCAAUUUGAGUUGGGAAUCCAUGUCUCAAUGAAAGCGAAAGAAGCGGCAGAGAAAAAAGCAGAGGAGAAAGAAAUCAGCGAGAAAGGUAGCGAGGAUUCUAGCUCGUCUGAAGAGAGAGCACCACAGAAACGAAUGUCUUUCUUAUGGCUAGUGGUUCUCUUCGCACUGAAAUCUCUAUCUUUUCUCUAUUCACUAGUUCGCUAUCUCUUGGGCCUCACAUCCCCUUCACUUCUGCACAAAUUGAAGUCAUCGAAGUUUAACUACGACGAUUAUGAAGAGGGUUACACAUUUGCGCAUGAUUUGGCACAGUUUGAAUCUGGUUCAAAGUACUCUAUCAGCACGUCCAACUAUAACAUGUGUUACGAAGCGGCCCAAAAAGAUUACGAGUUCAUGCUAAUCGUGUUGGUAGACAACUCAACCGUAGGCUUCGUUGGCGACUUAUUGCAAUCGGAAGACUUCUUUGCUCUUUUCAACAAAGACACAGGAACAUACAAAGAUUCAAAACUAUUUUUUGGUAACAUGGACAAGGACCCUGAAGCAUUUGAGGUAUCAUCUGCUUUCCGGAGAAGAAACACUCCAUUUGUUGCGCUAGUUGGAAAUGUUUCGAACAAUCCUGCGGUUAUGUCGUCCAUGUCGAUAAUUUACAAAUCCAGUCCUCGUUAUGUUGUCUCAAAUAAUGCGGAAGGUGCUAAUCUAUCGACAUUGAGCGCUUUGGCGAGACACCUUCGCCGUAAUAUGUCCAAUUAUAAUCCGCAAUUGGUGACUAAACGAUAUGAUAAGCAGGAAAUGGAGUUCAGUCGCAUGCUCAAGGAACAACAAGACGAAGCGUAUUUAGAAUCUUUGCAGCAGGACAAGAUUAAAAAGCAAGAAAAGGAAUCACAGUCACAAGAACAGGAAAGAAAAGCUACACGCCAUCGGAACAGAAUCGCAUUUCUUCGGCACAUUAAAGAAAGCGAUUUCUUUCAAUCUCGAGUGGAAAAUUCAACGGCUGCAGACGUUGUCAGAGUUUCUAUAAAAUUGCCCGAUGGUAAGAGAUUAAUUCAAAAGUUCCCCAAGUCGUCUGCGGUGCAUGAGGUGUAUUUAUUUGUUGAGAUGCAUCUAGUUGAGCUAGAUGAAAAUUUAGAAGGAUCGGUAAUGGGGGUGGAGGACUACAUUAAAGAGUAUGACUUCAACUUCGAGCUUUACAAACCUCUUCCGAAAACGGUAUUACCAUCGACUCUGCAAAGUAUCGAGGAGUUUGGUGCCUUGAAAUCGGGUGACAGUAUUUUGGUGGAGUACCUUGAUGAUUAG
This is a messenger RNA of Clavispora lusitaniae ATCC 42720, 1608 nucleotides long. RefSeq lists its product as uncharacterized. The record is from RefSeq and is a predicted model, not a curated record. Gene Ontology annotation, cellular component: endoplasmic reticulum. Lineage: Eukaryota; Fungi; Ascomycota; Pichiomycetes; Serinales; Metschnikowiaceae. Gene Ontology annotation, molecular function: ubiquitin binding.